AUGCUAGAAACAAAAAAGACCACCUCGGGGAGGGGGGCGGAGAAAUUACAGGGGGCGCGUAUGGGGGUUAGGGUUGAGGCGUUAGCACAUAUUAGGUAUCCUUGCACCGGGCGGUCGGGAUUCUCCGGCGGCACAGUUGAUGUUCUUAACGCCGUGUUCGAAGCUUGGCUCUCACUCUUCUGUCCUCUGCUCCAGCGAAGUCUGCUGUUCUCUACCUCCUUCGCAUCUCCCUUCAUUUCAUUGCAUUAUGUGUCGGCCGUAAAUCGACAUCUGAUCGCCCAGCUGGACGAUGGCGCACCUCCCAACCGCCUUAUUGAGAUUGCGGACUCCUUUCCGGACGACCUCAUUGUCAGAUGCUUUGUGACACCAUUUGCCAGACACUCAUACAAGGCCCUACUAGCGGUCAUGAUCUUCAUCUAUGGCUCGUUCAUCACAUGCAACUUUUGGGACGACGGAAAAGUUUGUGAUCGAAGGCUUACCUCCUUGCUCUUCUUUAUGGGACUUGGAUUUAUGAUAUUAAUCGGCUACACGGCUCACCUUCGGAGGAAGCUCGAGAGGCAGAAGCGAUUGCCGCAGGACUUUUAA
Messenger RNA from Penicillium canariense, 585 nucleotides. RefSeq lists its product as uncharacterized. The record is from RefSeq and is a predicted model, not a curated record. The coding region runs from base 1 to 585 and encodes 194 amino acids. Lineage: Eukaryota; Fungi; Ascomycota; Eurotiomycetes; Eurotiales; Aspergillaceae. The transcript is spliced from 3 exons.